Messenger RNA from Sporothrix brasiliensis 5110, 1752 nucleotides. RefSeq names its product ring finger protein. NCBI's taxonomy places the organism in Eukaryota, Fungi, Ascomycota, Sordariomycetes, Ophiostomatales, Ophiostomataceae. The record is from RefSeq and is a predicted model, not a curated record. Bases 1 to 1752 code for a protein of 583 amino acids. The transcript is spliced from 3 exons.
AUGCAAGGACAACCAGAAGCACUGCUCGCCGGUGAUCCGCUAGGAGCACUUGAUGGGCAACAGGGACAAGCUGAUCCCGUCAUUGUUGUACCCGACGACGAUGCACCAGUUCCAGCCGAAGCCCCAGCGGAGGACCCUGAAGCUGUUGCUGAGCUAGGUAGAGUGUCUUUUGAAGAGAGCAUCAAAAGCGCCUGUACAAUCGCUGUUCUAGAACUCUUCCCCGACAUCUGUCCUGUUUACGUCCAAGAAACAUGCGAGAGCUUGGCCUAUGACUAUGAGUCUGUGGUCAGCCACAUCCUCGACAAACUCGACGACGGUCCCUCGUAUCCACGCAGAGCGGAUUUGAAGCGGAAGCGCGUGACGAGCUCAGUGGAUGCGACUGCGAAUGGCGUUACCGCCGCGACGAACGCUUUUACAAUCGAUUACAUCGAUGACAGCAGCUUGAGUGUAAAAGAGAGAGAAGAGCGUGCCGCUCGAUUUUUCAACAGCGACGAACGUCGAAGCAGGCACAUGGUGGGCGCGUACACCCCAACAGCUCGCACGCUUUUGCAACAGGCAUACCCAUAUGUGCCCCAUAAGUUCAUCACCACGCAGCUGACUAAACACGGCGACUGCCUCUUGCUUGCCCUACUCGACCUCGAUGAGCACAUAGUUCACAAGGGCCCGCUGCAUCUGGGAUUCGUAUUCAAGAAGACAAAGACCAAGCUAAAUCCGGUCUACUCGAUGGAAUCCCUGCCAGGGAUGAUCCGUAUUGAGGAGUCGGAGUCUAAAAAGGACGCCCUGGAGGAGUACCUUGCGGCUCUCAAAAUUCGACAGCUCCGUAAAGUGAAGCGCGACGAGGAGAGGCAGCGGGAACUCAGCGAAGCUGCCAAUAUCGAGCAGGCCAAGAAGGACGGAACCAUCAAGGAUUGCGAGUGUUGCUUCGGAGACUUCCCCAUGAACCGCAUGGUGCACUGCAAUGCCUCCACUAUACAUUGGUUUUGUGUCGACUGCGCGCGGCGCAUGGCGGAAACCCAAAUCGGUCUCUCCAAGUACGAGCUGGCGUGCAUGUCCAUGGACGGCUGCAAGGCAGGCUUUUCCCGUGCGGAGCGCGACCGCUUCCUCGACCCGAAGACGGCAAUGGCCCUCGACAGCAUCGAGCAAGAGUUUGUCCUGCGUGUCGCCGGCAUCGAGAACCUCGAAACAUGCCCCUUUUGCCCUUAUGCAGCUGAAUACCCACCAGUGGAGGUCAACAAAGAGUUUGCAUGCCAGAACUCCGAGUGCGAGGCCGUCACCUGUCGUCUGUGCCGCAAAGAGUCGCAUAUUCCCAAGAGCUGCGACGAGGUCGAGAAGGAUAAGGGAGCAGCAGUGCGUCUGACGAUUGAGGAGGCGAUGUCACUGGCCAUGAUCCGCAAGUGCAACAAAUGUGGCACACCUUUCAUCAAGGAGCUCGGCUGCAACAAGAUGACGUGCACGCGUGCCGGUUGCUCCAAUGUGCAGUGUUAUGUCUGUCACCAAUCGUGCGAUUACUCGCAUUUUGAUGACACUUCCCGUGGUGGAAAGGCGGGCAACUGCCCGCUGUUUGAGAGUGCCGAGGAACGCCACGAAGUGGAAGUGCUCAACGCCGAGGAGGCGGCCCGUCAAAAGGCGAUCGAGAACAACCCGGAUGUCCACAUUGACCAUCUGAAAUUCCAGGUCUCCGAACAGGUGGCGGCCGACGAGAGCCGCCGUAAGAACGAAGAUGCCGAACGGCGGGCAGCUAAUCAGCGCUGA